CCGGCGCCCAUGCAUCAUGCAUCACGCACACACAUCAGGAGCAAUCGAAAAAUAAUUGCUGUCUUCUAACUCGAGUACGCGGGCAGUGUUUGUGUUCAGUUCGUCUCUCUCCGAAUUAGCUCCGGCAAGGACAGCAGAGGUGUGUGAAGCUCAAGGUUAUUUGGCGGUACAUAACACAAUGGCAGGACAGCCGCAAACUCUCGAUGCCUUCAAGCAGGAGUUGUUCUCCGAGGCCGAGAAGCUUGUGCGAAUUACUUUUCCCGAGAAGGUGUUGGAGCUGGAUGCCCUGAUCAAGUCUGACUUGUUCAAGAUCGACAAUGCCGAGUUCUCCGUUGACAAGACCAUGGCGUCGUUCGGUGACCUACACGAGCACUCGAAGGCCACUGCCUCCCUAGAGCCGCCUGCAAAGAGACGCUGCCCCUCUAAUGACGGAAACUCACACUCUGGUGGAGCGGACACUCUCAUUCCAAGCAAUCAACUAAUUCUAGGAGUUAUUGAUCGACUGAAGCCAGAAAUUCACGAGCUCAUGACCAAGUGCAAUCAAGUGAAGAUGUGGAUUCAGCUGCUUAUUCCACGUGUCGAAGACGGAAACAACUUUGGCGUCUCUAUUCAGGAGGAUGCUGUUGGUGAAGUUGGUCGUAUUGAGGGAGAGGUUGUCACCUACCUGGACGCCAUUUCCAGAUAUUACCUGACCCGUGCCAAACUUGUGUCCAAGCUUCUCAAGUACCCGUCGGUGGAUGACUACCGUCGUUCAGUGGCUGAGGUUGACCAGAAGGAGUUCCUGACACUUCGACUGACCUGCUGUGAGAUGCGCAAUGCUUACUGUAUUCUGCACGACACGAUCACGAAGAACAUUGAGAAGAUCAAGAAGCCGCGCAGCAACAACCUGGACUCGCUCUACUAGGUACACGGCAGUGAUGACGAUGACGGGCAGUCCUAGCAUUGUCAGUCUCACCACACACCAAGAAAGAGAGAGAGACGGGGGAGAGAGACGGGGAAGUCCUGUCGCCGGUCUUGUGUCCGCUCGUCUACCGUUCAUGGCAGGGUGAGCAACUGGCUGGUCAGACGACAGCUCUGUCAGGCUCAUGCCCAGCUGUGCGUGCCUGGCAUCUCCGCACUGUGCAGUUUGCCAUGCUGCACCCUUCACUUGAGUGUACUUUUUGUGACCGGGCUGGUUCGUCCCCCCCCCCCCCCAUCCCACCCCGAACACGGGGCAAGUCAGCCCACCCCGACCUUCUACUCUCGGUCUCUCUUUUUACCCCAUCUUAGAGUGUCUAUGAGGUGUGGCUACUGUGGCCAGCAGUAGUAGAUUCGCGUGUUGUUUUCUGAGUUUGAGGAUAGGUGUUCAUGCCAGUUUCCUAUACAUAGUUAUUCUGCUUCUUGUUGUUGUUGUCCCGCUGUUCUGCGGUGCUGCAGCUGCUGCUUCUGUACAAAGAGUGUUUGGAGCAGGGAGUAGUAAAAUACAUAUUUUACUACUCCCUGGUUUGGAGAAAUGUGCACUCUCACCCGUUGACUGCGUGAAACCGUUCAGGAUUGGCCUUUCCCCCGUGUUUCCCCUUUGUUUUUAGUGCUAUGUUUGCGUGCGUGUGUGCAUGUGCAUGUGCAUGCAGUCUAUACUGGUUACCCCAGCAAGUGUAGGGUGUGCAUAGGUAACUGUCUUGGCCGUUUUAUGCCCAUGUACUCUGUGUGGUGUAGACCAGGUGUGCAUUGGUGGUCGAUUCACAUGGCUUCACUAGUUACGUGGAUUAGACAGUUAUCUGGCGCAAGUCUU
Sycon ciliatum is the source of this 1771-nucleotide messenger RNA. RefSeq names its product proteasome activator complex subunit 3-like. The transcript has 8 exons. Gene Ontology annotation, biological process: regulation of G1/S transition of mitotic cell cycle; regulation of proteasomal protein catabolic process; positive regulation of endopeptidase activity. NCBI's taxonomy places the organism in Eukaryota, Metazoa, Porifera, Calcarea, Leucosolenida, Sycettidae. Gene Ontology annotation, cellular component: cytoplasm; proteasome activator complex; nucleoplasm. Gene Ontology annotation, molecular function: endopeptidase activator activity. The record is from RefSeq and is a predicted model, not a curated record. Bases 179 to 904 code for a protein of 241 amino acids.